This is a messenger RNA of Lodderomyces elongisporus, 1110 nucleotides long. It is a transcript of the gene BAT22, whose product is annotated as Bat22p. Bases 1 to 1110 code for a protein of 369 amino acids. The record is from RefSeq and is a predicted model, not a curated record. Gene Ontology annotation, cellular component: mitochondrion. Gene Ontology annotation, molecular function: branched-chain-amino-acid:2-oxoglutarate transaminase activity. The transcript has a single exon. Gene Ontology annotation, biological process: L-valine biosynthetic process; L-leucine biosynthetic process. Lineage: Eukaryota; Fungi; Ascomycota; Pichiomycetes; Serinales; Debaryomycetaceae.
AUGUCCGCAUUAGACGCUUCUAAGCUUGAGAUUACCAAGACGACGACUCCUAAGGAGCCACUUGCCAAUGACAAAUUAGUGUUUGGUCAAUCAUUUACCGACCACAUUUUGGAGAUUGAUUGGACCAAGGAAGAAGGAUGGGGUACACCAAAGAUUACACCAUACCACAAUUUCCAAAUGGAUCCAGCAACAUGUGUUUUGCACUAUUCGUUUGAGUUGUUUGAGGGUAUGAAGGCAUACCGUGAUUCCCAAGGUAAGAUUCGUACAUUUAGACCUGACAAGAAUAUGGAAAGAAUGAACAGGACAGCCAAGAGGGCAUCGUUGCCUACAUUUGAUGGAGAGGAAUUUAUCAAGUUGCUUGACAAGUUUCUUGCGUUGGAGGAAAGAUUUGUUCCACAAGGCAAAGGUUACUCAUUGUACUUGAGACCAACUUUGAUUGGUACUUCUAUUGGUCUUGGAGUUUCUUCGCCAACUAAGGCUAAAUUGUAUUGUAUUGCUUCACCAGUGGGUCCAUACUUUGGUGCAGGAUUCAAGCCCGUAUCUCUUGAGGCUACUGAUUAUGCAGUGAGAGCAUGGCCAAAGGGUGUUGGUGCAUACAAGCUUGGUGCCAACUAUGUCUCUUGUAUUGAGCCGCAAUCUGAAGCUGCCAAGCGUGGCCACUCGCAAAAUUUGUGGCUUUUUGGUGAAGAGGGUGAAAUCACUGAGGUUGGUGCUAUGAAUGUGUUUUUUGCGUUUGAAAAUGAUGACAAGACAAAAGAGUUGGUUACUGCACCAUUAGAUGGAAUGAUUUUACCUGGUGUUACACGUGACUCUGCAAUUCAAUUAGCUCGUGCUAGAUUAGAUAGCAAGGAGUGGUCUGUUAGUGAGCGUAAAUUGACUAUUCAUGAAGUCAAAGAGCGUGCAGCAAAGGGGCAAUUGAUUGAGGCGUUUGGUACUGGUACUGCUGCUAUUGUUGCGCCAAUCAACAAUAUUGAGUUUAGAGGCGAGAAUAUUGAGGUGCCAUGUACAGCUGGAGGUUCUGGAGAGAUUGCUAAAAACAUUUGUGAAUGGAUACAAGAUAUCCAAUAUGGUGUUGAAGAGUUUGAGAACUGGUCCAGAGUCGCCAAUUAG